AAUAGAUGAGGGUGUGUUUUGUGAUUGGACGAUCCAAGCGAGGCUGCCGUUUAGCCUGUAGAAAGCCGGGCUCUCUGUCCCUGGUGUCGGGGUUUAAGAUGGCGGGGCGUGCAAUGUUGUUAAGCCGGGUCGCGUGGGGCAAUUCCUCUGUUAUCUGGCAGAAUCUUGCAAAAAACCAAGUGGAGUCAGCCACCUGGAGAACAUGGGUUAGACAAAAAGUCACAAAACCAAGAAUUCCUGAAUACGUAUUUGAGCCACAGCCUGGGGACCAUGAAAAAUAUGGGGGUGAUCCACAACAGCCUCAUAAACUGCAUGUUGUUACCAGGAUCAAAAGUGGGAAAGGGCGUCCUUAUUGGGAAAAGGAUUUGAUCAAAACUCUUGGAAUAGAAAAGAGACAUGAGCCCACAGUGCACAAAAACAUCCCUUCUGUGAAUUCAAAACUGAAAGUCAUUAAACAUCUAAUAAGAAUAAAACCACUAAAGCUACCCCAUGGAAUUCCAACUGAAGAGGAAAUGUCUGAUACCUACAUUAACACCAGCACCGGUGAACUAAUAAUUCGCCGUCACCUAAAACCAGCGGAACAGAAAACAAUUGAUUCUUCAUAAGAUAAACAGCUACAAGAAGUGUCCUUGAUUGGAAUUCACUCUUCACAGGCAUUUGAUUCAACUCUGGCCUAGAAACCAAUGAAUGAUCUUAUCUGUAACCUUUUCAUCUGAAACUUCAUGCUGGUAUUUUUCUGCUGUACUAACUAGCUGUCCCCUGUUCCUCGGGCAUAAGGCUUGGUAAAAAGAUUUAUAUCUACAUGAAAAGGGUAAAUUAUGUGUCCGAGUUGUAGUAACAGUACAUCAAAAGAAGGAAUAAUAGGUUAUACUAGCUUAUCCCAUGCAGAGCAUCUGUGCUCUAGGACGUUAUUGUUCACUCACCCCCUCCAGCCAGUCUCCUCUCAGACAUGGAGCAAUGGCAUCUGUCACUGAGUCUCCUCACGAGGAGGAUGGCCAAGCCGGGGCUUCCCUUCCAGCCUGCACAGAUGGCUCUCAGUGCACUCUUAUGCCCCGGCUCAGUCGUCCUCCUCACAAGGAGACUCAGCGGUGACAGAUCCCAUUGCUCAAUGUCUCUUCCUUGACCUCUCUCCCUCCUCGGCCACAGCUGCCCUUCCAGCAACUCUCUCUCACCGGAACAUUUGCGAGAGCUGUCACGCAUGGGAUCAGCCACAGGUAUGCCUUAGAGGAAGAUAUAUAGAGAAGAUAGAUGUGCCAGUUUUCUGUUAGAAGAGACUGGAAUGCUAAUUUAUUUCUCCAAGUUAUUUUGUUGAUGAGAAAUCUUAUUAUAGGUUCUAAACAGCACCUGAACCUUUUCAGCACCUGAACCUGAUUCUUAGGUAACUUUUAAAUAUGGCUGUUAAGACUACAGUCAAUCAUUUUUCAUAUUAACUUCUUUGUAAUCCUAUUUUUAUGCCAUAAUCUUUAGCAGCAGUGGUUUUUUAGUAGUACUCUUUCAAGUUCUUAUCUUGAAUAUUGUAAAUGCAGCACCCUAGUGAACCCAAACUCAUAUAGUGAUAUAUUCUCUAAAACUGGAGCUUUGCACACCCUGCAGUUUCCUCGCCAAGCUAAAGGCUAUUCUAAAUACAGAAGGUGUGAAAAGUCAUCUAAUCAGAGACAUUCUGCAACAAUGUAAUUAAAGACAAGAUACAAACGGGGACAUAGUUAUAAUUGAACAAGGGGGAACAAAUGUCCCUGGACCCAUGUGGGUGCGGGCAUUCAGCUGAACAGCAGCUUGCUCUUGGUUCUUUCCUCCCUUUUCUCUGAAGAAAAGGUGGAGAGUGAAAGGCAUCAGUUCUACUUGAGGCUCCCCAGGUCAGUUCUGGAUGUGCGGAAAUGUUUGGUGAAAGUCUUUCUAGUGAACCGUGUACAGUUUUUAUGUUUGUAUUUUAUAUAUUUUAAAUCAGAUUUGUUGUCCUAUUUUUAGCUUAAUACAUUUAACUGUCAUUUUAAUUAUGCUUUUUAAUUUUUGUAAACUGGCUUGGGAUUGUUUUUAAUGACAGGUGGUAUAUAAAUUCAACAAUAAAAUGAAUAAACAAACUUCUGAGGUACCUGUUACCUAAUGUAACCAUC
Hemicordylus capensis (graceful crag lizard) is the source of this 2111-nucleotide messenger RNA. RefSeq names its product mitochondrial ribosomal protein L30 (gene MRPL30). Gene Ontology annotation, cellular component: mitochondrion; large ribosomal subunit. Gene Ontology annotation, biological process: translation. The record is from RefSeq and is a predicted model, not a curated record. The transcript is spliced from 7 exons. NCBI's taxonomy places the organism in Eukaryota, Metazoa, Chordata, Lepidosauria, Squamata, Cordylidae. Gene Ontology annotation, molecular function: structural constituent of ribosome. The coding region runs from base 6 to 605 and encodes 199 amino acids.